UGGCAAUGCCAAAGUAUGAGGAAGGCGAGUUUCCAGCCUUGGUCGUCAGCCUAGGAACGAGUAAGGUCAAAAUUGGAUAUUGUGGACCAGAAGACAUCCGCUUUCCAUCAGUAUUUGAUGCAGAUAGAAUUUAUCCUAGUUACAACUACGAAAAUCCGGAACGAUCUAUCGCUGGACUUUUGGUGGGGAGGACUAGACACGAGGCUCACACGAUAUAUGAAAGACUGUUGUUCAGCAAGCUAUUUCAUCUGUUUAACAAAUACAAUCCAUUCAUGCAUCCGAUACUGGUCACGGAAAGCUGUAGCGAAGACACUUCGAGUCGCAAUUGGAGAGCCGAAGUAUUGUUCGAAGAGUUCCAAGUACCGAGUCUGCACUUUAACAGCGACGCGUUCUUUACGAGCUACUGGUACGAUCAGAAGACGGGCAUCGUCGUCGACUGCGGUCACUCCUACACGACCGUCGUGGCAAUCUACGAGGGUCGACGUCUUCCGCAUGGAUGCGUGCUUCCCUACGGAGGUCUGACAAUCAUCAAAGGGCUACAGAAGCUGUUAGACGAAGAGAUAGACCGGAAACUCGGUCAUCCCACCGCUCACAUGAUGAGUCUAUUCAACGACUUGAAGGAGGAUCUGUGGACUAGAGACUACAGUUACUUUAUGCCGGGAUGUCAACCGCAGCCCAUUACAAUAGACCCGACAAUUAUCGGUCGAGAGAUAUUUCGAAUCGGUCGAGAGCGAUUUUCCGAGACGGAAGUACUUUUUAGUGGCGGGGGACGUCCGUUUCUGAUCGGAAUCCCACAGGCAGUGGUGGACUGUGCCAUGAAACAAAAAGACAAACGAUAUCGUGAUCUAUUACAGCACGUCAUGCUGUCUGGCGGCACCACUGGGUUUCCAAACUUCGACACUCGACUAAAGAAAGACAUUGUUAAAGCUGCAAUGAAAGCGAACUUGUACGCCGACGUUGCAAAGGCAAAGGAAUGCAUCCAUGUCGAACGUAAACUCCACUGUUGGUACAGUUCUUGGCUCGGUGCGCAGUUGAUAGCGAAGAAAAGAAUCUUUUACUUCAAUCAGGUGAUCAGUAGAAUAAAGUACCUCGAGGUUGGUACGAGACAUCUAUACGAGGUGUGUAAGCCUUUUAGUGAGACCGAUGAAUAAUUGUUUGAUCAAUGGAUGGUGUGUUACGUAUUCAGAUUGUUUAGUGGACUUAGUGUGAUAUUGAGUUAUAUUGUGUUGUAAUAGAAUU
Messenger RNA from Corticium candelabrum, 1239 nucleotides. RefSeq lists its product as uncharacterized. The record is from RefSeq and is a predicted model, not a curated record. Lineage: Eukaryota; Metazoa; Porifera; Homoscleromorpha; Homosclerophorida; Plakinidae. The coding region runs from base 6 to 1151 and encodes 381 amino acids. The transcript has 3 exons.